Messenger RNA from Harmonia axyridis, 2574 nucleotides. RefSeq lists its product as uncharacterized. The record is from RefSeq and is a predicted model, not a curated record. Gene Ontology annotation, biological process: proteolysis. NCBI's taxonomy places the organism in Eukaryota, Metazoa, Arthropoda, Insecta, Coleoptera, Coccinellidae. The coding region runs from base 1 to 2574 and encodes 857 amino acids. The transcript is spliced from 2 exons. Gene Ontology annotation, molecular function: aspartic-type endopeptidase activity.
AUGGAUAAAAUGCUUGUUAGAAAACGUGCUACAGCAAAAGCAAAGUUCACAAUAGUUGCAAAGAAAUUAGAACCCCUCAUUGUGAAAUUUGAAAGUGAUUCAUCUUCUUUGAGUGAAGGAGAUUUUGAUUUAAUUAGAAUUUUUAAAGAUGAUUUAUCGUCAAUUGAUGAAUCCUUUGAUCAAGUUCAGUCACAAAUUGAAAUAUCUUGUGAAGACGAUCAAUUUGAUAGUGAAAUAAUUCAAAGAGAGGAAUUUUCUGACAAGAUGUGUAGGUUUCGAAAUAAAAUUAAUUUGAUGUUGAAUAAGAGAAAUGUUCUCAAUCAUGAUGUCAAAUCUGAGGCAAAGUCAAGGGUACAAUUGCCAGUUAUAGACUUGCCUAAGUUUAAUGGUACAUAUGAAGGAUGGUUGAGUUUCAAAGAUCUUUUUCAUUCUCUCGUGCAUUCCAAUCAAUCAAUCAGUGAUAUACAAAAAUAUCAUUAUUUGCGGGCUAGUUUAAAUAGUGCCACAUCCAAAAUGAUAGAGUCCCUCGAUUUUUCAUCGGAAAAUUAUAUUAUCGCUUGGGAAUUACUAUGCAACCGGUUUGACAAUAAAAAGUUUUUGAUUAAUAAUCAUAUUAAGUGCCUAUUCAAUUUAAUUCCAUUGAAAAAAGAAUGUUCAGAGGCACUACGUAAUCUCAUAGAUUCUCUCUUUAAACAUUUAAGAACACUCAGUAAUCUCGGUUUGAAUGUGGAUUCUUGGGAUCCAUUGUUAAUUUAUUUAAUGACGACUAAACUCGACAAAAUUUCAGUAUGUGAAUGGGAAAAGGUGAAAACCAAUUUGGACCUGCCCACCCUUAAGGAAUUUACUACCUUUUUGAAGAAUAGAGCUGAUUUGCUUGAAUCUUUGGAACAAAACAAUGAAAUUAGCCCAGAGACAAUUAAAAAGGAAUUUAAGGGAAAGCAUGUCAGAAGCUAUUUAGGUAAGACUGACAGGGUAAAAUCCAAAUCGGUUAAGUGUUUCUUGUGCGAUGAGAACCACGUUAUCUAUUAUUGUUCAGACUUCUUAAAAUUAAGUAUUUCACAAAGAUUAGAGAAAGUCAAUGAAUUGAAUUUAUGUAGAAAUUGUCUUUGUAAAGGACACACAGCUGAUGAGUGUCGAUAUAUUGCUUGUCCAAACUGCAAGGAAAAGCAUAAUAAAUUAUUGCAUGUAGAAAAUGAAAGAGUUGCCCUCACUAGUUUUACAAACUCAUAUGUUUUAUUGUCAACAGUAAAAAUUCACGUAACUGACAAUUAUGGAAAUAAACAUAUUUGCCAUGCACUCUUGGAUUCGGGAUCACAAUUAAAUUUCAUAACUCGAGAUUUCGUUUCAAAAUUAAAAUUACCUCUUUCAAAUGCACAUAUAAGUGUGACAGGAAUAAAUUCAGUUUCACAUUUGAAUAGACAAUGCAAUGUUUCGGUGGAAUCACUGACUAAAAUUCAUGCAAUGAAUUUGAACUGUUUCGUCUUACCAAAAAUAGCCGACCGACUUCCAAAUAAACCUCUGAAUAUUUCGAAUUUAGAUAUUCCCCACAAUAUUCAAUUAGCGGAUCCGGAAUUCUAUAAACCAAAAAGGAUCGAUAUGAUCAUUGGAUCGUCCAACUUUUGGGAUUGCUUAGAACCGCAGCAGAUAAAAUUGAAAAAAGGAUAUCCGGUGUUACAGAAUACUGUUUUUGGUUUCACAGUUUCUGGUUGUCUUAGCACUAACAAUGUUUCAAAUGGUAGGUCUUUGAAUUUAUUGGCGACUUCUGAGAAUGAAAACCUGAAUCCAUUACUACAGCUUUUUUGUUUGGUUGAAGAGGUGAAUGAUAAAAAGGAGGUAUUUUCUUCUAAGGAAGAUAUUCCUUCUAGUAAAGAAUGCGGUAGAUUUGGGGUGAAGAUUCCUUUUUUUACAGAUGAUAUUUGUAAGUUGGGUGACUCAAAGGCAACAGUAAUGAAAAAGUUGUUGCCUCAGGAGAUUAGGUUAGAAGAAAAUCCUGUCCUUAAGGAACGAGUUCAUGAUUUCAUGAAAGAAUAUCGGGAGUUAGGGCACAUGAGUUUGAUUAGCGACAUAUCGCAUGACAAGUUGUCAUUUUUUCUACCUCAUCAUCCUGUUCGUCGUGAGGAUAAUCUCACAACAAAAAUCCCAGAUGUUUUUAAUGGGUCAUCUUUUAGUAUUUCACGUUAUGCAUUGAAUGAUAUUCAAUGUGUCGGACCUCCAAUUCUGGGCAAUCUUUUUAAAGUAUUAUUGAAAUUCGGUAAAUUUCGCUUUGCCGUCUUGGCAGAUAUAGCCAAAAUGUAUCGAGCUGCUUUGAUGCGCUCUCGAUUAGUGAAAUCUGUCACCGAAAUCAUGACCACGAGAAAAAAAUGGACUACUGGUUCCACUCCAGUUGUUGUGGGAACCAUGGUCAUCAUAAGGAACGACAACUGCCCUCCAACCAAGUGGGAUCUCGGACGAAUUAUUGAACUUCAUCCUGGUAGUGAUGGUGUGACUCGUGUAGUGAGCGUUAAAACUGGAAAAGGUGUUUUUAAGCGCCCAGUGGUAAAACUGUGCCCAUUACCUAAUAUGGCAGAAAAUUGA